Notothenia coriiceps (black rockcod) is the source of this 2130-nucleotide messenger RNA. Its product is annotated as glucagon family neuropeptides. NCBI's taxonomy places the organism in Eukaryota, Metazoa, Chordata, Actinopteri, Perciformes, Nototheniidae. The transcript has 6 exons. Gene Ontology annotation, biological process: neuron projection development; positive regulation of ERK1 and ERK2 cascade; adenylate cyclase-activating G protein-coupled receptor signaling pathway. Bases 236 to 904 code for a protein of 222 amino acids. The record is from RefSeq and is a predicted model, not a curated record. Gene Ontology annotation, cellular component: extracellular region; neuron projection; perikaryon. Gene Ontology annotation, molecular function: pituitary adenylate cyclase activating polypeptide activity; peptide hormone receptor binding; neuropeptide hormone activity.
AGUUCAUAGGACGCAGGAAAGUUCUCCGCAGACAAAUGUUUGGCGCUCUCCAUGACCGAGUACACGUAGAAAUCCCCGAGAACUGAUCUGCGGGCUGCACACUCGGAACAAGCACAAGAACGGAGAGGCGCUUCACUGGGGGAAUAGAGGAAGAGGAGAGGAAGGGGGAGAAAGAGAGAGAGAUAUCUUAUCUCACUCUCCAACUUGAGGUUCAGCGGAUCGCAACUGCAGGACAAUGUCUAGUAAAGCGACUUUAGCCUUACUCAUCUAUGGAAUCAUAAUGCAUUACAGCGUCCACUGCUCACCUGUGGGGCUUAGCUUUCCAAGCGUUAGACUUGACAGUGAGGUGUAUGAUGAGGAUGGGAACUCUUUACCGUCCCUGGAUUACGACAGAGAGCAGAUGGAGGUGAGGAGCCCUCCGUCUGCGGCGGACGACGUCUUCACUUUGUAUUUCCCACCAGAGAAAAGAACGGAAAGGCAUGCAGACGGCAUGUUUAAUAAAGCCUACAGGAAAGCGCUGGGUCAGUUAUCAGCCAGGAAAUAUCUGCAUUCUCUGAUGGCAAAACGUGUAGGCGGGGGGAAAACGCUGGACGACAGCUCAGAGCCUCUGUCCAAGCGACACUCAGACGGGAUCUUCACAGACAGCUACAGCCGCUACCGGAAGCAAAUGGCAGUCAAGAAAUACCUGGCAGCAGUCCUGGGGAAAAGCCUUGAAGACAUAGGUUUUCACCCAAUCCUACAAGACAUAGACUUUGAUGCCCUCCCGGACGGGGAUGAGCUUGAGGCUUUUUUGGGAGACUGGCUGAAACAGUUUUCUCCCGAAUUUCCGGUGAGUUUCAGGCUCUUUCCCCGAGGCCGUAAUCCUUGCAGGGGCUCCUCAUGUCCCUUCCUUUUUCACCUUUAACCACUCAAACAUUCUUCCGCCUCAUUUGUGCUCCUGUCUCUCUAGAGUCUCACACCCUUAAUCAUCCCACAAUGUGGAGGGACUUUGCUUAGACUGAUUGAUCAAAAGUUACAGAUUUAUGGAACAAAGACGAUGAUUAUUUUAGUAGACCUGGGCUAAACCAGAUGUGAGCCCUGCUGGCACUUUACACUUUUAAGAUAUCCCUUUUCUCAAUUCAAAAUGGGACAAUUUCAAAUCUGAGAUGAGGACCAGAGUACUUUUGAGGUUUUUCUUUCUUCCGCACUAUUUACGGAGUGAGAUCACACCUUUGACUCAUGUACAUUGCCAAUCCUGUGUUUCUAUCAACUGGUUUCUGCUGAAGAUUUUCUCUCUGUCCAUAUAAUAAGUAUCACUAAAUCAGGCACAUUUUUAAAAAAAAGAAUAAAAAAAAGAAGAAAUGAUACUUGUUACAUGGUCACUCAUUCAUCGAUUUGCUCCUGAGAGACAUACGAGGCAGUUUGAACUUUUGUGUUUGAACUUUCUGGGUCUAUUUUGCUUCCUUUUCUGUCAUGUGAACCAAUGUAAAAAAAAAAAAGAAACAGUAGAUUGCAUGAUUAAAGUAAUUGCACUAGCCACUGCAUCUGUGCAGCCGACUCCAACUAGAUGGUUUUGCUUGCUUUCUGACUACUGCAAACAUACAUACCUGUCAUUUCUCGAUGUCGUUUUGUGUUCUGUUCUCACAAGGUGUAUGUCGAACUUGAAUAAUUAUUUGAAUGUACUUACUGCUGGCAAGAAUCACUCAGUCAAAUGUCAUGAUUUAUCAUUCUGUUACUAAACCAACUGAUUUUGUUUUAAAUUGUAAUACACAAUUUGAAGUGGUCUUUUUCUGUAGAAGGCCACAAAGGCUGCCAUGAUUGACACAAUUAGAUUCAAAGAAAAGGAGAAAGACAUCGAGGAAAUAAAGAAAGCAACGAUCAAGAACAUGCUUAUUUUGAAAAGUCGAGGGAGAACAGUUUGUAAAAUCUGCAGGAUAAGACUCACACAUUCCCCCCGUCUUUAUACUUCUUACCAUAUUUGUGAGGAAGGGCAGGGUAAAGUUAUUAGAUUUGUGUUUGCUGUAUCAAUCUUUCUUUAAUUUUGCAUUCUCCUCUAGGCUUUGUGACGCAGGAAGCAGUUUGCGGCUGUGGUGCCUUGCAUCGACUUUAAAAUCGCCAUUGAAUCACAGAUGGCUAUUUAGUGGCCCUACA